AUGGACGAAUACGAUCACAGUGACAACCCCUCCCACUUUGACAAAAACUACCUUGCUUACCCACUUUCCCACAUCGGAAAACACCACCUCGACUCCGGCAACAUGAUCAUCAUGCCUCCCUCCGCCCUCAACCACCUCGCCUCCCUCCCUGUUUCUUACCCCAUGCACUUCCGUCUACAGAACACCAUCACCGGCCACCAUUCACAUUCUGGUGUCCUUGAGUUCACCGCCCAGGAAGGCUUCGUUCUCUUGCCCACCUCCAUGAUGAAUAACAUGCAACUGGAGUCAGGAGAUUUGGUAAAUAUCAAGAACGCCACCCUCCCUAAAGGAACUUACAUCAAGAUACAACCACAUGCCACCAAAUUCAUCACCCUUUCCGAUCACAAGUCUUUGCUUGAAAAAGCUUUCAGAGAUUUCGCUUGUCUCACCACCGGCGACGUUGUUGUGAUCAACCACGGGGAGGAGAAGUACGUCGUAAAUAUAUUGGAGACGAAGCCAUCACCGGCCAUAUCAUUGUUUGACACCGACUGUGAGGUGGAGUUUGCACCUCCCUUGGAUUACAAACAACCUGAAAAGAAACCGGUUGCUGAUUUUAAAGGAAAGAGAACGAGUGAUGAAAACAAGAGUACUCCUGGUUCUAGAGAUGAUGUAGAUAUAAUGAUGAAGGAAUAUAAACCUUUUUCCGGAAUCGGGAGGCGACUGGAUGGGAUGCAAGUGCCGGAAACUGAUCAUCAAUCAGUGAAGAAAUCGAAGAGAAACGAAUCAAGCAUGCCGACUGAUCAUGAUGGGAAACCGAUGGAGAAGAAACCACAGUCCAGCACUGUUGAAGAAAAGGUAAACGGAGAACACGAAGGAUUCAAAGCAUUUACAGGGAAGAGUUUCCGAUUAGGAGGAUGA
Cynara cardunculus var. scolymus (artichoke) is the source of this 897-nucleotide messenger RNA. RefSeq names its product ubiquitin fusion degradation protein 1 homolog. The record is from RefSeq and is a predicted model, not a curated record. The transcript has a single exon. Bases 1 to 897 code for a protein of 298 amino acids. Gene Ontology annotation, molecular function: polyubiquitin modification-dependent protein binding. Lineage: Eukaryota; Viridiplantae; Streptophyta; Magnoliopsida; Asterales; Asteraceae. Gene Ontology annotation, cellular component: VCP-NPL4-UFD1 AAA ATPase complex.